GGUAAAACUAUGCAAAGAACAAAAAAAAAAAAGAAAAAAAACUUGCUUUAUUUAGAGUUAAGUGGUGCUUUACAGCUCAAAGUACGUCUUCUUCUUCCUCUGUCACAUUCUUCUUCAUCGUCCUCCUCGCGGAUCCAUAUUGAGAUAGACAGCCGAGUAUAUGCUACAAGGGAGAUACUCCGGAGACUGUUUUUUCAGAUGAUUGGUAGUAACUGUGUUACGCUUGAACGGUGCCAUGAUGGGCAUCUGUCUGAUGAAGCGCUGCUGCUCAAGGCUUCUUUUGAUCUCGUUGCUUUGUGCUCUAACGAAUGAAAACAAAGCGAUUAGUCCCGAUGGUGAGGCGCUGCUGAGCUUUAGAAGUGUAGUUUCUAGUUCUGAUGGUGUCGUCGGAAAGUGGAGACCAGAGGAUCCUGAUCCGUGUAACUGGAAGGGGGUGACUUGUGAUGCGAAAACAAAAAGAGUUAUAGCCUUGAGUCUUACUCAUCACAAAUUAAUUGGACCUUUACCCCCUGAGCUUGGAAAGCUGGAUCAGUUGAGCCUUUUAAUGCUUCACAACAAUAAUUUAUAUGGCUCAAUACCUACAGCAUUGGGAAAUUGCACAGCAUUGGAGGAAAUAUACUUGCAGAACAAUUUCUUCACUGGCCCAAUCCCAAGUGAAAUGGGAAAUCUGUCAAGGCUUAAAAAUCUGGACAUCUCUAGCAACGAUCUCACUGGAGCUAUCCCUGUUUCACUUGGGCAGUUAGGAAAGCUUACUAAUUUCAAUGUAUCAAACAAUUUUCUGGUGGGGAAAAUACCUUCUGAUGGCUUACUCGCCCAAUUUUCGAAGGACUCCUUCAUCGGAAAUUUAAAAUUGUGUGGAAAACAAGUUGAUGUGAUGUGCAAAGAUGAAAACUCUUCCACUGGUUCUGGUUCAACAGGAGGCCAAGGAGGUAAGAAGCUGCUUAUAAGUGCCUCAGCUACAGUGGGUGGGCUGCUCCUAGUGGCGCUUAUGUGUUUCUGGGGAUGCUUUCUCUAUAAAAAGCUUGGUAGAGUUGAGAAUACAAGCCUUGCUAUAGAUGUCGGUGGAGGUGCGUCUAUCGUGAUGUUCCAUGGAGAUUUGCCCUAUGCUUCUAAAGACAUUAUCAAGAAACUGGAAGCUCUUAACGAAGAGCAUAUAAUAGGCUGUGGAGGUUUUGGAACAGUUUACAAGCUGGACAUGGACGAUGGCAAUGUUUUUGCGCUGAAAAGAAUUGUAAAGUUAAAUGGAGGGUUUGAUAGGUUUUUUGAAAGGGAGCUUGAGAUUCUUGGAAGCAUCAAACAUCGUUACCUCGUGAAUCUACGUGGUUACUGCAACUCACCCACAUCAAAGCUUCUGCUGUAUGAUUACCUUCCUGGUGGUAGCCUUGACCAAGCUCUUCAUGAGAGAGGUGAGCAGCUGGAUUGGGACUCAAGAGUGAAUAUAAUAAUAGGAGCAGCAAAAGGGGUAGCAUAUCUGCAUCAUGAUUGCUCUCCUAGGAUCAUACACCGUGAUAUAAAGUCGAGCAACAUUUUACUCGAUGGGAAUCUGGAGGCUCGAGUAUCAGACUUUGGGCUUGCCAAGCUGUUAGAAGACGAAGAAUCUCAUAUCACAACCAUUGUUGCAGGCACAUUUGGUUACUUAGCUCCAGAGUAUAUGCAAAGUGGUAGAGCGACUGAGAAAACGGAUGUCUACAGUUUUGGAGUUUUGAUUCUUGAAGUCUUGAGUGGUAAACUUCCCACGGAUACUUCCUACAUCGAGAAAGGCUAUAACGUUGUUGGUUGGCUUAACUUCUUAAUCAGCGAGAACCGUCCACGGGAGAUUGUUGAUAGAAGCUGUGAAGGAGUAGAAACAGAGAGUCUAGAUGCUCUUCUAUCCAUAGCAACAAAGUGUGUAUCUUCAAGUCCGGACGAGCGGCCCACAAUGCACAGAGUAGUCCAGUUACUUGAAUCCCAAGUUAUGUCUCCUUGCCCUAGCGACUUCUACGAUUCCAGCUCCGAUUGAUCACAUCCCACAACCGUCUUCUUCGAGGUUCGAGCCAUUCAUUUUGCUGUCCCUCUUUUUAUUUUUUUGGCUUUGAUUUUUCUUAGAAUGUUUCUGAGAUUGAUCAAAUCCUCUCUCAUUUCAUCUGAAUAUGAAACUAUAAUGUAUAUGACCACUUGACCAGUUGUAGAAACCCAUAUUUUUAUAAUCUAAAUAAUUUUGUUUCUUUA
This is a messenger RNA of Raphanus sativus (radish), 2208 nucleotides long. Its product is annotated as LRR receptor-like serine/threonine-protein kinase FEI 2. The transcript has 14 exons. The coding region runs from base 236 to 1999 and encodes 587 amino acids. Gene Ontology annotation, molecular function: protein kinase activity; protein binding; ATP binding. NCBI's taxonomy places the organism in Eukaryota, Viridiplantae, Streptophyta, Magnoliopsida, Brassicales, Brassicaceae. The record is from RefSeq and is a predicted model, not a curated record. Gene Ontology annotation, biological process: protein phosphorylation.